GUCAGCCACUGUCCAUUUUGCUCGUCAAAAAGGUACACAAAAAUUAAAAAACAAGAAAAAGACAAGGCAACGACUUGGCCAACUCUCACACGAGGUUUUUAACCCUCGCUUUGGUUUCCGAGGGUUUAUUACAAAAAAAAAAAACAACUCCUCAACUACCUGGCCACCCUUGUCUCCCUCUCAUUGUAAGAAUUCUGAGACAGUGUUGGGACGGGACUGUGUGUGUAUUUUUUCCCUUUUCCUUUGCCCCACAACAAUGGAGGGGCUGCAAGUACUGCAACUUCUGUUUGUUUUGUCAAUCUGUUUCAGUGUUUCUACCGGCGGAGCGUUAGAUCUGGCGUCCGACAGGGCGGCUCUGCUGGCGCUCCGUGGCGUCGUUAAAGGACGCUUGCUGCUCUGGAACAUCACCGACACGAAUCCGUGCUCGUGGACCGGCGUCACGUGCCAGAAGGAGCGGGUCACCGAGCUGCGCCUCCCCGGGACUGGCCUAGUGGGGCAGCUGCCUCUGGGGAUUGGGAACCUGACCCAACUCACCACGCUCUCGCUCCGCGCCAACGCGCUAUCCGGGCCCAUACCCGUUGACUUCGUCAACCUCGCUCUCCUCCAGAACCUGUUUUUGCAGAAUAAUUUAUUCUCCGGUGAAAUCCCGGGGUUCAUGUACGAUAUGCAGAGCCUGGAGCGGCUGAUUCUCGCUAACAAUAACUUUUCCGGGGACAUUUCGCCUCGGAUUAACAAUCUGACCAGGUUGGGUAUUCUGUUUCUGGAGAGUAACAAUCUCACUGGGUCGAUUCCUGAUAUUGAUAUCCGAACUCUGGUCCAGUUCAAUGUUUCUUUCAAUCGGUUAACUGGGCCGGUGCCGGAACAGCUUUCGACUCAGCCCGCCAGCGCUUUUGAAGGCAAUUCGCUUUGUGGAAACCCAUUGCCGGCCUGCCCUGGGAGUGGGAGUGGGAGUGGGAGCAAGAGCAAGAGCAAGAGCAAGUUGUCCGGUGGAGCGAUUGCCGGGAUUGUGAUCGGGUCGUUUGUUGGUUUCGCGCUCAUUGUGGUUGUUUUAAUCUUUUUGUGUCAGAGGAGGAGUGGUGGGAAAUCGGAUUCCAAGGAUUUGGCGGCGGCUAAGCGCGGCGAGGCUGAGAUUCCGAGGGAGAAGUCUUUGGUGGAGAGCGAGAGUACGAGUGCGAGUGCUGAGUAUUCGAAAGGGAGUGUGAGGGGGGGUGGAAGUAAGAGUUUGGUGUUCUUUGGGAAUGUCGGGACGAUGUUUGAUUUGGAGGAUUUGUUGAGAGCAUCCGCGGAGGUACUCGGGAAGGGGACGUUUGGAACGUCUUAUAAGGCCACUUUGGAGUCAGGGAUGGCUGUGGUGGUGAAGAGGUUGAAGGAAGUGACUGUGUCGGAGAAGGAAUUCAGGGAAAGGAUCGACGAGAUUGGGAGGACCGUUCAUGUCAAUUUGGUCCCACUAAGGGCGUAUUAUUACAGCAAGGAGGAGAGACUUCUUGUUUAUAAUUGCUUACCCUUGGGAAGCUUAUCUGCACUUUUGCAUGGAAGCAGAGGGUCUGUGAGGACUCCAUUGAAUUGGGAAACCAGGUCUGGCAUUGCUCUUGGAGCUGCCCACGCGAUUGCAUUCCUACACUCCCAUGGCCCGACAAUCUCCCAUGGUAACAUCAAGUCAUCAAACAUCCUCCUCACCGAAUCCUACGAAGCUCGUGUCUCGGACUUCGGCCUUGCCCGUCUUGCGCUCCCCACCUUUACUCCCAACCGCAUUGAUGGCUACCGUGCCCCAGAAGUCACAGACGCUCGCAAAGUAUCCCAAAAAGCAGAUGUUUACAGCUUUGGUGUACUAAUUCUGGAGUUGCUUACAGGGAAGCCUCCCACUCAUGCUUUGCUAAAUGAGGAUGGCGUAGACCUCCCCAGAUGGGUCCAGUCUGUUGUCCGAGAGGAGUGGACUUCUGAGGUGUUUGACAUUGAGCUUCUCAGGUACCAAAGUGUUGAGGAGGAGAUGGUUCAGCUCCUACAAAUAGCUCUUGAAUGUACAGCUCAGUACCCUGAUAAGCGUCCUUCAAUGGCAGAGGUGACAAGCCGAAUCGAGGAUCUCUGUCGAUCUAGCUCGCAGCGAGAACUAGACGCAGAUCGUGUUUUGUUUAGUGAUCAAGAUGAUCACGGGCUGUCACAGCCAUCUUCAGCACAGCUUUACUCGGUUGAAGGUGCACCGCCAUCUUCAGCAUAGUAUUAAAGAAGAAGAUCAGCAAUCUUCCAUCACACGAAAUUUAGUGCUUUAUUUGUUUGUUUAUUCGUGGGUUUUCUUGUACAAGAAUCAACUCCGCGUUGUCCCUUAUCUCUUCCUUGUUCUUUAAUCUCUUUGCCUUUACCCCAUUUGCAUAGUACGAGCUUUCUUUAUCCCCCUUCGUUUAUACAUUUCAUUUCUUGGGGGAAUUUCAAUCUUAUUAUUUUCAUCUGGUUUAGUGAGGAUUGUGAACAACUGUUACAUUGCUCUAUUUGGGUACAGUGCUGCAGUUAGAUUGAGAUGUUUGA
Molecule: messenger RNA, 2520 nt
Organism: Corylus avellana
Lineage: Eukaryota; Viridiplantae; Streptophyta; Magnoliopsida; Fagales; Betulaceae
Product: putative inactive receptor kinase At3g02880
Biological process (GO): protein phosphorylation
Molecular function (GO): ATP binding; protein kinase activity; protein binding
Source: RefSeq, a predicted model, not a curated record